AUGUCGCUGGAAUACGUUCGUGAUAUCGAAUCAAUCAUGAAGGUGGGGGAUGAAAUUAAUGUGCGCGUCAUCAGUGUCGAUUUAGAGAAGAAAGAAUUUUCGUUGACGCUUUUGCCGGAGGGUGUGGAUCAGGAGCGAAAGGAAAUGGUCAUGGCCGCACGGGAGCGACGUCGGGCGGCGGCCUACGACGAGAACCCAGCACAAAGUGCGCCGGUUGCACGACGCAACGAGUCGCGGCGACAGCAAAUGUUGAAAGAAGCGGUCUCGCUUCUGUCGGAUGACGGCGCAAAGGCAAACGCUGCAGCGCCGAGCACUGAAGCCGCCAAUGCUGCCACUGCCACGAGCACCGAUGCUGAUGCUGAUGCUGAGGCUGCAAAGGAGGCUCCAGUUCCCGGCGCGAAGCGUGAUGCUGCUCAAAAACGGGGUGCAAUGCGCCAGUGGUUCGAGAGCACCCCCGCCGCAAAGGAUCAGAAGCUCUUUAUCCCAGGAAAAGUGGUAAGCAUCGAGGAGUACGGCGCGUUCGUAGCGAUCGGUGCCCCGACAGACGGCCUCGUCCACAUCAGCGAGAUCUCCAAAGACCACGUAUCCAAAGUCGAAGACCAGCUGAAAAUUGGCGAUGAGGUGCAAGUACGCGUCAUUGGUGUUGACCAGCGACGUGGUCGAAUCUCGCUCAGCAUGAAACCCUAUGAGGAGCGCCAGCCGAAAGCUUCAAGCGCCGCGGAAAAACGAGCAUCUGCACAACCAGAAUUUAAGACAACGAUGGAGCUGGCCUUUGAAAAAGUGCGUGAUCAGCUCGUAGCAGCAGGCUUAAUGAAGUAA
Molecule: messenger RNA, 819 nt
Organism: Cyanidioschyzon merolae strain 10D
Lineage: Eukaryota; Rhodophyta; Bangiophyceae; Cyanidiales; Cyanidiaceae
Product: similar to polynucleotide phosphorylase
Exons: 1
Coding region: 1-819 (272 amino acids)
Biological process (GO): translation
Molecular function (GO): mRNA binding; structural constituent of ribosome
Source: RefSeq, a predicted model, not a curated record